AAAUCACAAGGCGGUGCUUUGCCUAUUUGAUAUCGGUAACUCUGGCUUUUGCAUAAAAGCCUCCCGAAUCAGUGAAAUUCUUACACAGCAGCACACACGCAAUCGAAUCCUUAGACAACAAUCGAUGGGCGACAGCUUCAGAGUUCGCGCGGACAAGGUUUUUGGAUCGAUCCCUUCGUCGACCUCGUCGUUCCCGAAAGUACAGCAAUCCUCGCCCUGGUCCGUUACCGGCGACGCGGUGGAGCGCAGAGAAUGGAAGCGGGGCAAGGACGCCGGUACCUCAUCCAACAGAGACCAAACGCCGUGCUCGUCGUCGUUUCUGGAGGACGAAUGGGGGAUCAAAGCAUCGAUCGGCAAGGACCCCACUCUGGAUUUCGAGGAAGAGGAAGAUGAAUAUGACAAAGUGGCGGCGGGAACAGAAGGCGUUAGCGAGCGUUUGUACAUGGAUGAGAUUGCCAAUCAUGGGCCCUUUUUAAAUUCUCAAAAUGUGCUUCAUGGUAGCAGCAAAGAUCCGCGUGCCAAUUUCCUGGCUGCUAAACUUCGGCUGAAAGAAGAUGAUGCUGAAGCUCGAAAGUCAAAUUCUACCCUGGCUACUGCUUUACCAGUCAAGAAACAGACUGUAGAAUCACCUGAAGACGGUGGCCGGCCAAAGUCUAUAUUGAAAAGGAAAGGCCAUACCUCAGAUACGAAGGUGCAGAAACGUGUCAGGUUUGAUCCUGCUUUUGUAGCUCAUAGUCAUUCUAAAGAAGCAGAAGUUCAGUCUGAUGUGAAUGGAAUGGUUUCAGGUCCAAGCCCUUUCUCUAUGAAAGCAAAAAGUAAGCGCCCAAAAUACCGUGGGGUACCUGAUUAUUUGGUGAAUCCUUCAAAGUAUACAUGUUAUAGCUUCGAUACAACAGCCAAAGUCGAUGAAGUUGCCAACGCCCAGGCUUGUACAGAGUACCUUACUCCGGAUGAGAGUUCAAAUUCAGAGUCAAGGUCAGAGACAGAGGAUUCUUCACCUAAACUUCCCGUGUCUGUGACCUUUAGUUCGAAGAAGAAGAGAGGAGAUGACAAUGCAGUUAAUGAUAGCAACAGAAUGAAGCUAGACAAGGAAGAUGACAAAACGGAGUCCUUAAAACGAGCAGGCAUCCCCGUUGGCAUUGCAGCCGUUGAAGUCCAAAGUGAUGUUAAUGCGGUUGAGGAAGAAGGUUCGCAACCAAGCGCACCAGUUGCAAGUGCUUGUGUACAGAAAUCUGGUCGGAAGUAUCGGAAAAAAACAGUAUCCGAUGAGUCUGAUUCUUGAUGUGCUGGAUUUUUCGUCCUCUCAUACUUGAAACCACGCAAUCAUGUAGCCUCACGACUUAAGCUUCGCGGAAUGAUGGGUUAUCCGACUGGUGUUAUGAAUGUGUAAGAAUUUGGUUCGUUUGAUGUUUUUUCAUUUUUUUUUUUUCAAAUAUAAAUGUCACUGCGUUGGUGUC
This is a messenger RNA of Pyrus x bretschneideri (Chinese white pear), 1457 nucleotides long. RefSeq lists its product as uncharacterized. The coding region runs from base 125 to 1282 and encodes 385 amino acids. The transcript has 2 exons. The record is from RefSeq and is a predicted model, not a curated record. Lineage: Eukaryota; Viridiplantae; Streptophyta; Magnoliopsida; Rosales; Rosaceae.